CUGCUAAAAAUAGUGAAUAUUUUUUUAAAACUCAAAUCAAAAAGGCAAUAGAUCAUGACGUGAAUAAAGAAUAUAAGAAAGCAUGGGAUAUUUUUGAAAACCUUCAUAAAAAAGGAUACACAG
This is a messenger RNA of Racocetra fulgida, 123 nucleotides long. NCBI's taxonomy places the organism in Eukaryota, Fungi, Glomeromycota, Glomeromycetes, Diversisporales, Gigasporaceae. The record is from the annotation of a GenBank genome assembly.